This is a messenger RNA of Capra hircus (goat), 2805 nucleotides long. RefSeq names its product zinc finger protein 160-like. The record is from RefSeq and is a predicted model, not a curated record. Gene Ontology annotation, molecular function: DNA-binding transcription repressor activity, RNA polymerase II-specific. The coding region runs from base 203 to 2173 and encodes 656 amino acids. The transcript is spliced from 4 exons. Gene Ontology annotation, biological process: negative regulation of transcription by RNA polymerase II. NCBI's taxonomy places the organism in Eukaryota, Metazoa, Chordata, Mammalia, Artiodactyla, Bovidae.
CUGCGCACAGCGGGUGCUCGCCCUGCCCCUGGUCGGAAGCUGCGGCUCUAAUACCAAAAGCCCUUUCACACGGAGCCGGAAGUUGGAGAGCGCGGAGCCAAGGUUCCCGGAAGGCGCCUAAGCUUCCUUCUAGAACCUCUGAAGACUCGUGUUGCCUGAGGAAGCCCUGAAGUUAAGAAAGAGGAAAGAAGAGGAGUGAGGCAUGGCUCUUUGUCAGGAACGACUGACCUCUGAGGAUGUGGCCAUCGAAUUCACUCAGGAGGAGUGGGAAUUCCUAGACCCUCCUCAGAGGGCCUUGUACAGGGACGUGAUGCUGGAGACCUACAGGAACCUGCUGUCUGUGGAUAUCGCUCCUACACAUGUGAUCAAGCUUUUACAACCCAAAGUGAACAGUGAUAAACAAGAAACAUUCCAAAAAUUGAUGCAGGGAAGACCUGAAAGCUGUGAAAUCAAACAUUUUCAUCUUUGGGAAAGUCAGAACAAUAUGUGUGACUUUGAGUAUCAGGGGAGAGAUGACAAAAGAAAUUACAAAGGGACACCUGUAAGCCUUAAUGGAAAUGUGCCUGAUAGAAGAGAUUCGCAUGAUAGAAAGGAUACAGGCAUCAAGCCCUUUGGAAAGAGAUUUGGAUUUAACUUUGAGAAUAAACUGCAGAUAUUUCAAACUGGCAGGAUAAUCUCUGAAUAUAAUGAAGUUAAGAGUUCUGUCAACAACAAUUUCUCAUUUUCACCACUUCAAAGAAUUCCUCCUUGUGUCCAAACCAGUGUUUCUAAUAUAUAUGGGAAUGAUUUUAUGAAUCCUUCAGUAAUAACACAAGAACUCAAAGCACAAAGGGAAAAACCUUACAAAUGUGGUGAGUGUGGCAAGGCCUUUCGUGUAAAGUCAACCCUUUUAAGUCAUCAGACAGUUCAUACUGGAGAGAAAGCUUACAAAUCUGAUGAGUGUGGCAAGGCCUUUUGUGUAAAGUCAACCCUUCUAAGUCAUCAGACAGGUCAUACUGGAGAGAAACCUUACAAAUGUGAUGAGUGUGGCAAGGCCUUUUGUGUAAAGUCAACCCUUUUAAGUCAUCAGACAGGUCAUACUGGAGAGAAAACUUACAAAUGUGAUGAGUGUGGCAAAGCCUUUACUCACAGCUCACACCUCAGGAGACAUAAGAAAAUUCAUACAGGAAAGAAAUUGUUUAAAUGUGAUAUAUGUGACAAAGUCUUCGGCCGAAAUUCAAACCUUGCUAGUCAUCAGACGGUUCAUACUGGAGAGAAACCUUACAAAUGUGAUGAGUGUGGCAAGGCCUUUCGUGUAAAGUCAACACUUUUAAGUCAUCAAACAGUUCAUACUGGUGAGAAACCUUACAAAUGUGAUGAGUGUGGUAAGGCCUUUCGUGUAAAGUCAAUCCUUUUAAGUCAUGAGACAGUUCAUACUGGAGAGAAACGUUACAAAUGUGAUGAGUGUGGCGAGGCCUUUCGUGUAAAGUCAUCCCUUUUAAGGCAUCAGACAGUUCAUACUGGAGAGAAACCUUACAAAUGUGAUGAGUGUGGCAAGGACUUUUGUGUAAAGUCAAACCUUUUAAGUCAUCAGACAGUUCAUACUGGAGAGAAACCUUAUAAAUGUGAUGAGUGUGGCAAGGCCUUUCCUGUAAAGUCAACGCUUUUAAGGCAUCAGACAGUUCAUACUGGAGAGAAACCUUACAAAUGUGAUGCGUGUGGCAAGGCUUUUCCUGUAAAGUCAACCCUUAUAAAGCAUCAGACAGUUCAUACUGGUGAGAAACCUUACAAAUGUGAUCAGUGUGGCAGGGCCUUUCGUGUAAAGUCAAUCCUUAUAAGGCAUCUGACAGUUCAUACUGGAGAGAAACCUUACAAAUGUGAUGAGUGUGGCAAGGCCUUUCGUGUAAAGUCAACCCUUUUAAGGCAUCAGACAGUUCAUACUGGUGAGAAACCUUACAAAUGUGAUGAGUGUGGAAAAGUCUUCCGGCAAAAACCACAUCUUCAACUUCACUGGAGAAUUCAUACUGGAGAGAGACCUUUCAGAUGUAAUGAAUGUGGCAAGUUCUUCAGUCAAAAUUCACAACUUAAAAGACAUCGGAGUACACAUAUAGAGAAACCUUUCAAAUGUUUCGAUUGUGGAAAAUCCUUUACUCAGGUAUCAGCACUCACUAAACAUCAGAAAAUCCAUACAUGAGAGAAACUGAUGUGAAUGUGGUAUAUGGUAGAAGUCUUCAAAUUUCAAAGUUCAAAAUUUACACCCUAAUGUUGCUCAGAGAAUUCAUCCUACUGAGAAACCAUACAAAUAUCAUGAGUGUGGCAACAUCUUAGGCUUCAUGAGAAAAUUCAUACUGGAUAGAAGCCAGAUAUAUAUGUAUUUAUUAGUCAGGUCUUUAGAACAUGAAUUCAUUCUAGAAAGAUUCGUCACCAAUUUCACAGCUUUUUUUAAAAAAAUAAUAAUAACCCUAUCCUCACAUCUCACCAGUAGUAUCAAAGUAUUUAUCCUGGAGAAAACACACAGCAAUGUAAUGUGUGUGGCAAGGAUUUUACCCAAAAGUCACAAGAUAGGAAUAUUGUGGAGCCAUACUUCCCAGACUCAGUGGAUGUGGCAAAUCCUUUGCCUUUUUCACUAUAUGUAUUCCCUGAUGACUUUAGUUCAGGUACUCAGCAACUGCUGUAAGUCCAUAUUUGAAGAGAAGCUAUAGAGAUCUUUUCGUGUAAAAGAAACCCGAAUUCUAACUCAGCAAAAAUGAUUCUUUGGGACAGUAGUCCAGCAUCUUUUUGGUCUCCUGGCUUUCCUGGAUAAAGUCACUAUUCCUUGUCCAACAA